AUACCCAAAACAAUGGUAGCUUGGCCUAGGUUUGUGUAACUCUUGCUGUUUUUGAAGGUUUCGUUGAAGACUAUUAUGCAGAUCAACAUGUGAAAUAGCAAGAAUACAAACGAACCUGACUGUCUUCGUUUCGCCAUAUCACAUAGGACGCGGAAUGGAAUGGUGGCAUGCUUUCUGACCAGCCGUCUCGGAUGUCGUCUGACGUGUAUUCUAGGGGGGAUCAUCGCAGCUGGCGGGUACUUCGUCAGCUUGACCUCGUCCAAUGUGUAUGUCCUGUAUGUUAACCUUGGAGUUCUACCAGGAAUAGGACUGUCCUUGCCAAUGUUCGUCUCCAUCGUCUGCCUAAAUCAAUACUUCGUGAAACUGCGCCCUCUGGUGGUGGCGAUAGCGCUUUCCGGUUUAGGCGCUGGGGUGUUUGUGUUUCCCGUAAUGACCGCUUAUUUCCUCGAUACCUACGGAAUCAAAGGAACCUGUUUGUUGCUUGGCGGACUCGCUCUCAACAUUGUUUGGUGUGGUCUUAUUUUUAGACCAGUGACUACUACCCUUGGUGAAUUUCCAGUCCUGGAGGACAAAUCUGAGAAUGAAAAAAGUAUAUCCUGCAACAGACGAGAAGAAAAUGACACAAACACUUUCAGCAUGGUGAAAACGAUCGUUUAUCUUUUUACAGUUUUCGUUCAGUCUGUAUCCUUUAACAUUUACCAGAUGUUUAUCGUGCAGUUUGUGGCUCAGGCGAUUCCAGGCUUGACACCCGAGCAGCCAGCUUUCGUCUUAUCCGGAAGUGGAAUUACCAGCAUAGUAGGACGCUUGGUGAUUGGAGGGUUGUGUACACUAAGACCGGAAAUGACGAUACCGGUGAAGGCGUUUGCGCUCUGCUUGUGCGGCAUCCUGAGUUUUGCGGUUACCAUCUGUAAAACCUACUUGACCAUGUUCGUGACGGUGUGUUUCCAGGGACUAGUGAUAGGCGGGUAUGGGUGUCUGCAGUAUGUGGUGCUGGUUCGACUGGUCGGAAUGAAGAGGUUUCCUAGAUUCAUGGGACUCUUGCUGCUACAACAGGGAGGAGGAGCCAUCAUCGGCCCGCCCACUGCAGUGUGGCUGAGAACCGUAACCAAGUUGAGGGAAAUUCCGUUUUUCAUAGCUGGAGCUUGCUUUGUGUUGAGCGGGAUUUCGCUUAUCCCCUUGUCGCUCGUCGGCCCACGCGGAAACGGAACUAAACUAGAACAUGUCCAGGAAGUUCGCAAAGGACAACCCUCAGAUGCUAUUGCGACGAUUACCAAGUUACAUCACGAUGAUUAUCCGUUUCGUUAAGGAAAACGUUUGUGCCGUUAUGGCCAAAUUCGGUGAUUUGAUGACGAGGUCGAACAGACUCCAUUCAUCCAUCUGUUCAUCCAUUCGUCCAUCCAUCCAUCCUUCCAUCCAUCCAUCCAUCUGUUCAUCUAUCCAUC
Gigantopelta aegis is the source of this 1442-nucleotide messenger RNA. Its product is annotated as monocarboxylate transporter 3-like. NCBI's taxonomy places the organism in Eukaryota, Metazoa, Mollusca, Gastropoda, Neomphalida, Peltospiridae. Gene Ontology annotation, biological process: monocarboxylic acid transport; transmembrane transport. The transcript has 6 exons. The coding region runs from base 160 to 1305 and encodes 381 amino acids. Gene Ontology annotation, molecular function: monocarboxylic acid transmembrane transporter activity. The record is from RefSeq and is a predicted model, not a curated record.